CUGCACCUUGUGUCUUGCUGUCACUCCCGAAGCAGUGGUAAAUUAAUUCAGCCACCAGCAAAAAAAAACAUGGCAAUCACGAUCUCUUUCUCGCGUGGUGCUAUUUCGGCCCUCCUCCUCUUGGGCUUACCUAUCGUUAAUGCCCAAUCAUCCUCCGUCGUCGUUGCUGAUGUCGAACCGGCAGCCACGGCCGUCUCACAGACCGAAGCAGCCGGUGCACCGCUCCAGUCCGCAGAGACUUUGCAGCUGACAGACGAGGUCGUGGACCGCAUUGUGAGCGACGAGGCCACCUCCGAAUAUGCGGCUUACUUCGCUUUUGAAGACAGCGCCGUCUCUGAUGAAAACCGCCGACGCACAACACAAUCCUGCAAGACUUUUCCAGGUGACUGGAACUGGCCUGCAGGCAUCGUCUGGGAGAUCUUCGACCUGCUCUUAGGGAAGGCUUUGAUUCCCACCAAGCCGUUGGGUGCGCCUUGCUAUGACUCCCAGUGGGGCAAAAAGGACACGGCCAAGUGUGCAAACAUUGUCAGUAACAUGACGAAUGCGAACUUCAUCAGCGCCGACCCUACUGCAAAUUACUGGCCCAUCUUCCAAGGUCGUACUUGCCAACCAAAGAGUGAUACCGCUGGCUCAAAAUGCACCAUUGGUGGCUACCCAGAGUAUGCCAUCAGCGUCAGGAAUGUUGCGCAGAUUCAGCUUGCUAUUAACUUUGCCCGCGUGGCUAACCUACGUCUGGUUAUCAAGAACACUGGUCACUGCUAUUUGGGCAAAUCGCUCGGGGCUGGUGCACUCAGCUUGUGGACGCACAACAUGAAGGACAUCGACUUCCUGCCCAACUACAAAGGCCCUGGUUACUCUGGUCCCGCUCUGAAGCUCGGUGCCGGUGUGAGUGUGAGAGAAGUGUAUGAAGCUGCUGAGAAGAACGGUGUCACUGUUCUCGGUGCUGUCUCAUGGAGCGUUGGAUAUGCUGGCGGUAUGAUCACGGGUGGAGGACAAAACCCGCUCGCUGGUAUCUAUGGUAUGGCGGCCGAUCAUGUGGUAGCUUUCCAGAUCGUAACAGCUGAUGGGCGUCUACGGACUGUUUCUGAGGAUGAAAACCCCGAUCUGUUCUGGGCUCUCCGUGGAGGUGGUGGAGGUACCUUUGGUGUCAUCACAUCUGUCAUCAUUCGCGCACAUCCCAAGAUGAACGUCGUCACUGCCAAAUGGGUACUCGACACCAGCAACAACAACCUCGAGAAAUACUGGAUGGCCGUAAGGAAGUUCUACGACGAAUUCCUCAAUUGGACCGAUGAGGGUCUCUACUCCUUCUACAUCAUGUGGCCUACCCCUCAACUCAGCAUGAACUACAUGUUCGCUCCCAACCAUACUCUUGAAUCGUACAACAAGGUGGUGGCGCCGUUCUUCGAUUUCUUGAAGGAGAACAACGUCUCUUUGUCUACGCCACACACUACUACUGCUCACAAUUCGUUCUACUCCGCCUAUCAAAGCACUUGGGGUGGAAACAACUUCCCCAUUGGCGUGGACAACUCCAUUCCUGCCAAUCGCUUAGUGCCUCGCCGCAACUUCGUCGAGAAGUACGAAGAGACGUAUGCUCUCAUCAAGGAGCAUGUCUCUUCCGGAAAACACUUCCUCGGCUACCACAACGCCCCUAGCAACGCAGGUCCACACAUUGCCAACCAGGACAACGCUGUUUCGCCUGCGUGGAGAGAAACUGUCUUCUUUCUCGUAACAUCUUCCAACCGCUCUGAGCCCCAUGCUACUCCCAAGGAUCUCGCAGCAAGAAGUAAGCAUCUUCAAGAGGAAAUUCUCCAGCCAUGGCGCGACAUAUCACCCGUAAGCGAGGGUGGUGGCACCUACCUAAAUGAAGCCGCCGUUGAUGAGGCUGACUGGCAGGAGAGCUUCUAUGGUGGCUAUUACCCUAGGCUCAGUGAGAUCAAGCGUAAAUACGACCCUAAUGAUGUAUUCUACGCUGUGACUGCGGUGGGCAGUGAGAGAUGGCAGGUCCUCGAUGGGGAGCAGGGUACACAGACGCAGAACGGCAAGCUUUGUCGUGUAUAG
Molecule: messenger RNA, 2058 nt
Organism: Periconia digitata
Lineage: Eukaryota; Fungi; Ascomycota; Dothideomycetes; Pleosporales; Periconiaceae
Source: the annotation of a GenBank genome assembly